UCGGCCACAAUGCCGGUCUUCCAGGCAUACUCGCCCGCAUUGAUGGCGACGUCCCAGAAACGCGGGUAUUUAAAGUAGUCAAACGUGACCAGGUCGUCGAUGAGGCCGUUGUGCACGAGUUGGUCGAGGACGGGCAGUUGGGUACGGUUCAUGCCAAUGUUGUAGACGACGAUGCGUGGGAAUGGGUCGACUUGGUCGCGCAGCGCGUCGAGUGAGUACAAAAAGUUUUCGAGCGAGCAAAGGUGGUUGGCACUGCUGGCGGUGACGAUCGUGUAUGGGAAGUCUUUGCGUUGCUUUGGCGCUGCUGCUGCUGCUGCUGCUGCUGGCUGCUUUAGGGUGAACGGUGUGUCGAUUUCGUCGUCGGCGGUGCUGAUGACGAUGGUCUCUGGUGGUACUACACCUCCCACUGGCGGCGACUGGCAGACCUGUAGGUCCGAGGCACAGCUCGCGACUAUUAUAAAGAAACGCGUUAGUCAUUCUUGUUUCUCCUUACGACGACAGCAGCACCCACCCCCAACUUACAGUCUUGUUUUAACACCGUAUCAAUGCCGAGUGAACAAAUCAAAAAGAAGCCAAACAGACAUCCGAGAGCCAGCUGCAUGGCAAUCUUCUUUUUGGAGAAGGCGGGUUUGGGUGGCGAUAACGUUGGAGGCAAGCCCAUGAUGUAAUGUAAUGGAUAAGAGAGUGCGGUAUUAAAGUAAGUAGACUUGCUCUGAGGAAAAGAAGAAAGAAAAAAGGGGGAGGGGAAAAAAGAAAAAGAGCCUCUUUUUAUACGGUGCGAACAAUGGGGGAGGCGGGCGGGGCGAAGUUUCCCAGUGAAAAAAGACUAUUUAAAGAGAAUGUUUUUUUUUUGCUACGGGAUCGGAUCCGUUUUGUGUAACGCUUU
Messenger RNA from Zychaea mexicana, 886 nucleotides. RefSeq lists its product as uncharacterized. The coding region runs from base 172 to 663 and encodes 163 amino acids. The record is from RefSeq and is a predicted model, not a curated record. Lineage: Eukaryota; Fungi; Mucoromycota; Mucoromycetes; Mucorales; Lichtheimiaceae. The transcript has a single exon.